This is a messenger RNA of Pogoniulus pusillus (Red-fronted tinkerbird), 3839 nucleotides long. RefSeq names its product VANGL planar cell polarity protein 2 (gene VANGL2). Gene Ontology annotation, biological process: multicellular organism development; establishment of planar polarity; Wnt signaling pathway, planar cell polarity pathway. The transcript is spliced from 9 exons. NCBI's taxonomy places the organism in Eukaryota, Metazoa, Chordata, Aves, Piciformes, Lybiidae. The record is from RefSeq and is a predicted model, not a curated record. Bases 425 to 1993 code for a protein of 522 amino acids. Gene Ontology annotation, cellular component: plasma membrane.
GGGGGGGGGGCGGGAUACGGCCGGCAGCAGACGGACAAAGGUGUGGCUGCCAUGCUCCAGCGUGGACCCCCAGCCUGGCCACCCACCCCGUGAGGGCACCUCCCAGCAGCAGCAGCAGCCAGCAGCUGGCACCACCUGGAUGGCUCAGGAUGCCCCAAGCGCCUCGGUGAGCGCCGGGACGGGGGACAGCAGCCACCACCUGUGCCCACCUCGCCCCACGCUCCCGCGGUGCCCAGCUGGUGGCUCAGCUGUUUUCUCCUGAGAAGAGCCCUGCCAGGACAUCAAAAUAGAGUCCCUCCGGGUGACAGUCGACUUCCUGAAGGUGCCCUUGGGCCUGAAGAAGCCUCCUCUGAAGGAGGCCCUGGCAGCCGUGCCAGGGCCGGGCAGGGGCAAGGAGCGGCGCAGGGCUGGGCACUGCCACACCAUGGACAAUGAGUCGCAGUACUCAGGCUACUCCUACAAGUCCGGGCACUCCCGCGGCUCCCGCAAGCACAGGGACCGCCGGGACCGGCACCGCUCCAAGAGCCGCGACGGCAGCCGCGGGGACAAGUCGGUGACCAUCCAAGCCCCGGGAGAGCCUCUGCUGGACAACGAAUCCACCCGCGGCGACGAGAGGGACGACAACUGGGGCGAGACCACCACGGUGGUGACAGGGACGUCGGAGCACAGCAUCUCGCACGAUGACCUCAGCCGCAUCGCCAAGGACAUGGAGGACAGCGCCCAGCUGGCCUGCUGGCGGCACCUGGGCGUCUCGCUGGCGGGGGCCCUGGCGCUGCUGGCCUUCCUCACGCCCCUGGCCUUCCUGCUGCUGCCCCAGCUGCUGUGGCGGGAGGAGCUGGAGCCCUGCGGGACGCCCUGCGAGGGGCUCUUCAUCUCGGUGGCCUUCAAGCUGCUGAUCCUGCUGCUGGGCAGCUGGGCCCUGUUCUUCCGCCGCCCCAAGGCCUCCUUCCCGCGGGUCUUCGUCUUCCGCGCCCUGCUGAUGGCUUUGGUCUUCCUGCUGGUGGUCUCCUAUUGGCUCUUCUACGGCGUCCGCAUCCUGGACCCGCGGGACAGGCACUACCAGGGCGUGGUGCAGUACUCCGUGUCGCUGGUGGACGCCCUCCUGUUCGUGCACUACCUGGCGGUGGUGCUGCUGGAGCUGCGCCAGCUGCAGCCGCAGUUCACCCUCAAGGCAGUGCGCUCGGCCGACGGCGCCAGCCGCUGCUACAACGUGGGGCACCUCAGCAUCCAGCGAGCUGCUGUCUGGAUCCUGGAGAACUACUACCAGGACUUCCCUGUCUACAACCCUGCCCUGCUCAACCUGCCCAAGUCUGUCCUGGCCAAGAAGAUGUCUGGCUUCAAAGUCUAUUCCCUUGGAGAGGCAGAGAACUCCACCAACAACUCCAGCAGCCAGUCGCGGGCGGUGAUGGCGGCGGCCGCGCGCCGCAGGGACAACAGCCACAAUGAGCUCUACUACGAGGAGGCUGAGCACGAGCGGCGCCUGCGCAAGCGCCGCGCCAGGCUGGUGGUGGCAGUGGAAGAAGCCUUCACCCACAUCAAGAGGCUGCAGGAGGAUGACCAGAAGAACCCACGGGAGAUCAUGGACCCACGGGAGGCAGCUCAGGCCAUCUUUGCCUCCAUGGCCAGGGCCAUGCAGAAGUACCUGAGGACCACCAAGCAGCAGCCCUACCACACCAUGGAGAGCAUCCUGCAGCACCUGGAGUUCUGCAUCACCCACGACAUGACACCCAAGGCCUUCCUGGAGCGGUACCUGACGCCCGGCCCCACCAUCCAGUACCACAAGGAGCGGUGGUUGGCCAAGCAGUGGACGCUGGUGAGCGAGGAGCCUGUCACCAGUGGGCUGAAGGAGGGGGUGGUCUUCGUGCUCAAGAGGCAGGACUUCAGCCUGGUGGUCAGCACCAAGAAGAUUCCUUUCUUCAAGCUCUCCGAGGAGUUCGUGGACCCCAAGUCGCACAAAUUCGUCAUGAGGCUGCAGUCGGAGACCUCAGUGUGAGCCAGAGAGAGAGAGAGAGAGAGGGGCCCAGGGCCGUGGGGGUGGGAUGGACUCACUCACACACCCCCACCCCCCACUCUGCAGCCUUCCCUCGCGGCCUGCCCGAGGCCACAGCUGGAGGGCAGAGCUGUGGUGGGCACUGGGAAGCUGCAGCCUUGCCCCCAGCUGCAGCACCCACCUGUGGUCGCCUGCCCUCUGCCUCGGCUUGGUGCCCCUUUUGGGGGUGGACUUGAGCCCCUUCCUCCUCCUGCUCCUCCUCCUCACCCUGAAACCCAGGUCCUUGUAGCAUCCCUCCCCACCCAGACGGUGGCAGCUGGCAGGGGCCAGCAGCAGGGCCUGGGAGGGGACAGCGUUUUUGGUGCCACCACUCAAGGGCUAACUGCAGAUGUUCCUCACCAGCAUCUUCCAGCACCAGGUCCCAGCGACCUCCUGAGCUGCUGCUCCCUGCCAGGCCUUGGCCUUAAACUGCUGCCCAGUGCCUGGGGCUGGGGGCUUUAACCCUGGAGAUAUUUGAUAGGGGGGGGGGGAGGGGGUAGGGAGUGGUUUCCAAACCCCUGUGUGACCCAUGGCUGCUAUGAAGACCUCCCCCCCAGCACCCAGCACCCCUGGCACGGUGCCACCCUUGGGCACGGGGGGUGGCUGCUGGCUGCAGGCAGCUUCCCUCCUCCUCAGCUCCUGGCUGGGGUGCAGGGGAAGCAGAAGGGGUUGGGUUCCGUUGGGUUCCUGCCCCACAGUGGUUCCUCAGCUCCCAGGCUGUGACCCAUGGCCCCCAGCAGCAUAUCCCGGGGGGGGUUGCCCCACACUGGUUGGAGCUUGCAGGCAGAGCAGCUCCAGAGCUCCCUCAGGGUCCAGCUCCAGAGCUCCCUCAGGGUCCAGCUCCAGAGGUCCCACUCAGGGUCCAGCUCCAGAGCUCCUCCUCAGGGUCCAGCUCCAGAGAUUCCCCUCAGGGUCCAGCCUGAGAGCUCCUUCAGGGUCCAGUUUCAAAGGGUCCCUCUCAGAGCCCAGUUUCAGAGCCCCCUCAGGGUCCAGCUCCAAAGCCCCCUCAGGGUCCAGCUCCAAAGCCCCCUCAGGGUCCAGCUCCAAGCCCCCUCAGGUCCCAUCCUGACCCUGAUGCCAGCUGUGAGGAAUGCACUGAGGGGUCCUUGGGGGGGGGCUGGGCUCAGUGAGGGUCUCAGGCAGGGGCCAGUGCUGGCUGCAGCUCUGUGCUGCUCUCCCCUGGCAGCUGCAGAAGCUUUGGGGGGGUCACAAACCCCUCCUGGAUUGCCUCUCAAAUGUCCUCUUUGUUGCCCUCCCCCCCCCUCAGGAUCUUCCUGCUGAGUUGGGGGAGGGGGCGCGGAGUGGGGGGGCAGGAGGAGGGGUCCUGAGGGUCCUGAGGUUGGGAAUUGUGGCUGAGCCAGGCUGGGAUCCCAGGGGCAGCCCAGGGGAGCUGGGGGGGCUCAGCAGUGCUCAGGCUUUGACUUUGGCUUCUUCCAUCCUAAGCACUAAGGAGGAGCUGAGUGCAGGGGGGGGCAACCUUCUGCCCCCCUCCCCCCCCAGUAUGCACCAGUAACAAUGAGGGGGUGGGGAGAGGGUCCUGGGCACUGACCCUGGCACCCUUGUGCCCCUCUCCCCCUUGCCCCCAGUGUGUACCACUAAGAGUGGGCUGCUGGGGAGGGGGUCCUGGGCUCCAGCCCUGGGGUGAGACCUCUCUGCUUGGAGCUGAAUCACCACUUUGGGGAGAGGGUGGGGGGGGGGGGAUGGGGGCUGAGCACCCUCCCCCCCCCCGCAUCACUGCCUUCAGCUUCCGACCUGCAGGACUCAAACUUCCCUUUCCCAUUGCUGCUGGGAGCUGGCUCAAGGUUGGGGG